Messenger RNA from Ceutorhynchus assimilis (cabbage seed weevil), 1446 nucleotides. The record is from the annotation of a GenBank genome assembly. Lineage: Eukaryota; Metazoa; Arthropoda; Insecta; Coleoptera; Curculionidae.
GUUCAAUUUUGCCAUUGUUAUUCCACUCUCAACAAGUGUCGGAUAAAUAUGGUUAAUAAUAAACCAGCAUCAGAGAAAAUUUAUUUAUAGUUUGGUGCGACAUGUGAAUAGAAUUUUUUUUUACCAUCACUUAUGGAAUAAUUAAUUAAGACUUUAAUAAAAUUUUAAAUUCGCCAUGUCCAAAUCAAGCGAAGACAUUCAGCUGCAAACCAAACCCCGUAAAAAAGCCAAACUGAUCUCAACCCCCACAAUACCUGAAGAUGAAGCUGCAGCUGACUUCACAACUAGCCCACCAACUUUUACCAUUGAAAAAGAAACAAAAAAUAUUGCCAGAAAAUCUUCAGAUGCUUCUAGGAUAAGCACGAUGAGCACCAGAAGUGCCGCAAAAGUCUCUUACACCUACGACAAUAAAGGUUUCGAGAUCAGAAACGAUUCGGGAAACGACAGUAUAAGGUCCAUAUCGAGAGCACCGAGUUUAAGAAGUCUCGAAGUGCACAAAGAACAAUAUUGCUGUUGCUCGAGGAGAACGAAAUACGAAAGGUUUUUGCUGGUGGUCGUCACUAUUUUAGCCAUCAUUGUAACGGUACUCGUAAUAGUAAUUAUUUAUUUGGCCAAACAAAAUAAAUUAAAGUCGCUUUUUAAGAUUUAAGUCUGUAGUGUAAGUUCCUGAAGCACUGAGUCCAAUCCUUUUAUACCUCAUUUUCUUCAGCGAGGAGAAGUCGACUUUAUAUGUGGUGAACGCUUGGAAAAUUGCCAGGCAAAAUUUUCACGGGUUUGUUCUAGGGUGGACGAAAAUCAAGAUCCGUACCUUGUCACUACUUGGAUCGUCCUGUUAGAGGCACCGUCAUUCAUAAAUUUGUUUCUGAGCCGUUUUUCAAAUCAGAGAGAUAAUGAUGUCCAUUUAAGAGUCAGAAGUUUUCUGAGAACCGUUCAAUCUGCUCUAAGUUUAGUGAACGGCAAAUAUUAUGUUCGUGGUUCUCGAAUGGCUUUCGGACAGAGAAUUUAUGUCUGUAAUAAAAUGUUAAACUUAAAAUAUGAUUUUUUUUUCUAAAUUUUCAUUUGUUCAAUUAGGGUUAUCACUAUUUAAUUUUUUAUAUUACGCAUGCAUCAUAAUCAACGAUUAUCGCACGCUGCAGCGUGCAUAAAAUGAUGUUUAUGAUGCGCCUACCUUUUCAAAGUUUUGCUAUAGAAACGUUUGAUCUACCUUCAUUACCUAGAUAUACACCUGCCGUUUAAAUUACUAUUCAUCAAAAUGAAUGAACACAUUUAAAACAUUUUUGAGAUUAUGAUGCAUUUGUAAUAUAAAAUAGCGUAUGAUAUGCGUGUAUAAGAGGCCUUUAAAGCCCUUGCGACUUACAAAACACUCCGCUGCGCGUCGUGUUUUGAAAUAUGUCGCGCGUGCUUUAAAGGCCCUCUUAUACACUUAUAUCAUAAUAUACUAUUAUU